AUGACCCAAUAUAGAUGCAUGAUAACUUACAGUCCCGACGCUUACGACAAGUAUGCCAAAGAUAUUGAACACAUAACAAAAGUCAAAUUUGGUGAACUGGGUGCCUUGAAUUUCAAUCAAUUCAUUGAGACUCCGAGACCGGGCCCACUUAGCCAUUUCACCAUGUUCUGGACACCAGAAAGUGUUCCAUUUGAUGAUCUGCGAAGCGUACAACUAGCACCGGGUAUUCGGACUGAGGUUACUGAAGUGAUAUUAGCGAGAAGUAACUUCGGUGCAAAGGGUGUGCUGAGUUUCCAACGAUUCGCUUUUAAUUCAGGGUAUCCUCCCUUUCAUAUCACACUGUUCGAGGCACCCGAUAGUGUUUCCUUGGAGGAGCUGCAGAGUGUCCAAUUGGCAGAGGGUGUUAUGACUCAGGUACAGCGAGUCGAGCGUGCUGCAGAGAGAUAA
This is a messenger RNA of Aspergillus ruber CBS 135680, 447 nucleotides long. RefSeq lists its product as uncharacterized. Lineage: Eukaryota; Fungi; Ascomycota; Eurotiomycetes; Eurotiales; Aspergillaceae. The coding region runs from base 1 to 447 and encodes 148 amino acids. The record is from RefSeq and is a predicted model, not a curated record. The transcript is spliced from 6 exons.